This is a messenger RNA of Radiomyces spectabilis, 2098 nucleotides long. RefSeq lists its product as uncharacterized. Gene Ontology annotation, biological process: vacuole inheritance; protein localization to vacuolar membrane; positive regulation of phosphatidylinositol biosynthetic process. Gene Ontology annotation, cellular component: fungal-type vacuole membrane; PAS complex. The record is from RefSeq and is a predicted model, not a curated record. The coding region runs from base 112 to 1764 and encodes 550 amino acids. The transcript has 6 exons. NCBI's taxonomy places the organism in Eukaryota, Fungi, Mucoromycota, Mucoromycetes, Mucorales, Radiomycetaceae.
GAAUCAAAUUGUAUUCAUUUCUUUUUUUAUUUUAUUUGUCAUUACCAGUUGGGAUAUUUACUUUCAUUCUUUUUCCCUUUUUUCUCUAUCUCUAUAUCUGUUUUUAUUUCCAUGUCCCCUAUACCCACAUUGACAGUGUCUACCGAUACCCCUUUUGUCACAGGUGCUACCACCACCACCACCACCACCACCGAAGAUGAACACUCGUCUUCAUCUCUGGCUUCGCUAAAGAGAUCCCGACAUACUCUACCAAAGAUUCGACCGCCUCUCAGUAAAACUCGCUCAAGUAUGGGCACGACCGGUUCAACACGUCCGAAACUGCAAACUGUCCAAAGUUCGGAUGCCUCACGAUUCAUGACAAUGGAACGAUUCCAAACAUAUCAUAAUACCAUGCGCAUGUUCAAAAAGCCUGCAGUUUCUCCCACAAAGGCAGACGACAGCCCAACUAAUUCAACCCAGCGUCAGCUCACAGUGGAACCAGCCGUCUUUCCAGAGCCUUGCAUGUUCAAUGGCGAACGAGGAGGAGGAGGCAGCAGCAGCAAUAACAAUUAUAACAGCGGACAUCAAAGCGAUGUGAAGAGUAUUCGAAGUGUGCGCUCGGGGAGUGAAUCCACACAGUCGCGUAAAAAGCGCACCAAAUCCCGCGUUCAUGCAGGUUCCACUUUUAUUUCACCCACUGAUAUUUUCGCGCAAAAUCUGAGCGAGGCAGUCAUGGAGGCCGAUGAUUCAGAUGACGAAGUGUUUGUUUAUCGCGAUAACCAAUCAACGCUGUAUACCCCUUCUUACCACUGGGUUUCAGACUCCACACUCAAAGAGACAGGCGAUGAAUCUGCCUGUAGAAAGACAAUCAAUAAAUGGAAUAUCGCUCGCACACCGAUGGCCUCACGACGUCGGCCGGUACUCCGGUCAGCAAUAUCCGAAUUGCCGCCUUCAGGUGGAAAUCCGUUUUAUUUGUCUACAAAAUCACGAUGUCAUUCUCACAGCCACGAUUGGUAUCCAAGCGACGCUGACGAAGAAAGUACACCACUGAUGCGUCGAAAACGCACCCGACGUUCCAAAAAGUCAAAACGCAACACAAAAAUAUAUGUAUGGAUUGCAUUAAGCGGCUGCGUUUUAUUGGGCGUCAUUUCAGCCAUUUUCAUCUUUCUGGCGACGCCCUUGGUGGCGGUGGAAGUGGCAAAUAUCAAUAAUGUAUUGGGAACCCAAAAACAAUUAAUAUUCGAUCUCCAAGUCAAAGCAAGGAACAACAACUGGUGGGCUAUUCAUGCAUCCGAGACUGCCUUUAGCGUUUUCGCUUCGAGUCAAUAUGUGCCCCUAUUAACGUCCAACAAUGAAUUGCCAUUGCCAGUUAUGCAGGAUACCAAUCCUCAAUCGAAUCCCAUCGAGUUUCUGGGGACCAUUUAUCGCCUUGAAGAGCCACUUAUUUUUCAGGCCGCACGAUGGUUGGAAAGAGGCCCUUUGAGUUAUGCCACCAGUCAAAUUCAAAUAAAAAAUCCAGGUGCCAUUCACAACGAUUACAGUGGGAAUGAACGCUGGUCACUGCUGAUUAGAUAUCCGUAUGAGCUCACGGUUCGAGGCAUUCUCAAAUAUCGCUUAUUCCCGCUUUUACCAUAUAUGCAUUCAGUCCAUGUCUGUCAAAUGUCACGUAUCGAUCCAGCCACAGGAAAAAUUUCAACGAUUGCACAGGACAAGCAAGCGCUUUGUGAUGAGUCUGUAUCGACUCGACAUUCAUUGAAUUCCUUAUUCGGUUCAAAGAUGGAAUGAUUCACUUUCGCCAACGCUCUUGCCAUUCGACAGACACCUUUCCUCGCGGCUAGCUUACCUCUAGUCUAUCACCAAAAAAGAAAACGUUAUGUACAUACAACGAUAUCCAUUCCAAAGGACCAAAGAUGAUGAUGUAUCCGUGUAUUUUUUCAUGUAAAUUGUGUAAAUUUUGUCUUGAUUUGUUGGGUGUGUAGAAAAGUUUUGAAAACGUGUAGAUGGAUGUGUGCAUAUGAAAAUAAGUUUGCGUGAUGGUUAUCUUUUUCUUUUUUUUCUUUUUUUUUUUUUUUUGCUGAUUAAAAUUACUCUUUGCCUGAUAGUUUGACCUUUUUCUUUU